Molecule: messenger RNA, 573 nt
Organism: Puccinia triticina
Lineage: Eukaryota; Fungi; Basidiomycota; Pucciniomycetes; Pucciniales; Pucciniaceae
Exons: 4
Coding region: 1-573 (190 amino acids)
Source: RefSeq, a predicted model, not a curated record
AUGACUUCGUUGAGAGCCCCGAAUCACCCUGCGACGUUCUCCUCGCACUUCCAACCCUUAUCUAGUCAAGGACUCAGAACGAAGUUCAGCCCCAAGAAAUUGACCGCCUCACCAUCGGCGUCAACCUCCAAACCUAUCAAACCACCAACAGAGUUACCGAACACUAAGGUGACGCCCCGCACCGCAAGAAACACGGCGCCCAUCCCUGUCACCCCAUUAUCAGGCAAGGGCAAAGAGAAAGCAGAUGAGUAUUCCGACCUCGACGAGGAAGACGAGGCUGAAGACGAUUUGUUGGACGAUACCGAUGAUGAACCAUCUCCGCCCCCUCCCCAAUCAAACACUCACAAUAACCUCCAACUUGACGUCUCCGCCGAAGGCACCUCACGCCUUUGUCUACACGGACCUAAGGACAAACUGGUGCGGUGGCUGACAAGUGAGACCAAGGUUACAUCGAACUUGACACACGAAUCCGGUCAAUCCGCAGUCGGUCCAGUUAUCAAGGACAUUAUAAAUCAAAAAUUUAGGGGCGUAAAUUCCUUACCCGUAACACGUAUUGCUAGCGUGAUCACUUAA